Diospyros lotus (date-plum) is the source of this 648-nucleotide messenger RNA. Its product is annotated as protein LITTLE ZIPPER 1-like. The coding region runs from base 126 to 449 and encodes 107 amino acids. NCBI's taxonomy places the organism in Eukaryota, Viridiplantae, Streptophyta, Magnoliopsida, Ericales, Ebenaceae. The transcript has 2 exons. The record is from RefSeq and is a predicted model, not a curated record.
CCCUCUCUCGUCAUCCUAGAUAACUCUUCUUCUUCUUCUUCUUCUUCUUCUUUUUCUUCUUCUUCUUCUAUUAGCCUAUCCUCUCACAGUUGAUCAGCAAUAUCAGAAAUAUAAUCAGUUCGAGAAUGUGUAUGAUCAAAGCCCCAGAUCAAUGGGUUGUCCCGUCCCGAACCCUAGUUAAUUCUUUCAAGCCAAAACGACGAGCCAGACGGUCUAAAGUUCAAGUUCAGAGACUUCGUGGGAGGAAGAGGAGGUGCGAUGGGAAGGAGAUGAUGCAGCAGGAGAACAGGAAGCUGUACAGGGAGAAUAUGAGUAUUAUGGAAGAGAACUUGGAGCUGAGGAAGAGGGCCAGGCUGCUGUACCAAGAGAAUCUGGCCUUGAUGUCCGAGUUGCAGAAGAAAUUCUCUCAUUUCCACCGCUUCUCCACCACCACCACCACCACCAAAUGAACAACAAAUUAACUAAUUCAUACAUAUGUUUUCUUCCUAGCUAGCUAGCUCUUCUUCUUAAUUAAUUUCCUGCAAUCUCUCUCUCCUGAUCGAAUUGCUUCCAACAGGGUCAAGGAAAUUAGAACAGCCCUUGUUACAUGUUUUUGUCUUGUUGAAUAUUCUGAAUUAGAUGAUGUUAAGUUAGAUUGAGCUUGGACAA